Messenger RNA from Rhineura floridana, 1481 nucleotides. Its product is annotated as neuropeptide FF receptor 1-like. Gene Ontology annotation, biological process: regulation of adenylate cyclase activity; G protein-coupled receptor signaling pathway; regulation of cAMP-dependent protein kinase activity. Lineage: Eukaryota; Metazoa; Chordata; Lepidosauria; Squamata; Rhineuridae. The transcript is spliced from 3 exons. Gene Ontology annotation, cellular component: membrane. Gene Ontology annotation, molecular function: opioid receptor binding; peptide binding; neuropeptide receptor activity. The coding region runs from base 174 to 1448 and encodes 424 amino acids. The record is from RefSeq and is a predicted model, not a curated record.
GAAUAUCUGAAAGGCUGACAGAGAAUUUUCAUGUGCAAUUUUGAAAUGGAGAUCUUAAGUGAGAUUUUUUUUCCUUGCCAAAAUUAGCCCCUCUCCCUCUUUAUAUAUAUAUAUAUUGAAAAGGAAAUGUUUUGGUUGCUUUGUAGUUGAGGCAGCUGACAGAUAUCUUCCAAAUGGAAACUUUGGCCAAUGAGACUGAGACAUGGAUGGGAGGGAGCCACGGCAACAGCACCUUCCUCCCUUACUACCAGCAUUCUCCUGUCGUUGCUGCCAUUUUUAUCGUGGCGUACCUCAUUGUCUUUCUCUCGUGCAUGGCUGGAAACUCCUUGGUCUGCCUGGUGGUGAUGAGGAACCAGCGCAUGCGGACUGUCACCAACUUCUUCAUCUUCAACCUGGCCAUCAGUGACCUGCUGGUGGGCAUCUUCUGUGUGCCAACCACUCUGAUGGACAACCUCAUCACAGGAUGGCCUUUCAACCAGGUUAUCUGUACCAUGAGUGGCCUGGUCCAAGGGAUGUCCGUCUCUGCUUCUGUCUUCACCCUUGUGGCUAUAGCUAUGGACAGAUUCCACUGCAUUGUCCUGCCUUUCCAAGAGAGGCUCAGCCUUGUGAAGGCCAUGGUUAUUACUAUUGUGGUGUGGCUCCUGGCUAUAGCCAUCAUGUGCCCUUCUGCCAUCGUGCUCACUGUUGGGCGCAUGGAAGACCACUAUAUGGUGCUCAGUGAUGGCAAGAACACCACCUACCCACUCUACACAUGCUAUGAAGCCUGGUCGGACAACAACAUGAGGAAACUCUACACCACCAUCCUUUUCAUCCACAUUUACCUGGUGCCCUUGACUCUCAUCCUGUUCAUGUAUGGAAGGGUCUGCCUGAAACUCUGCAGUUCCACGGUGCCUGCCACCAAAAGCCCAAUUAGUGCUGUCAGAGCCAACGGCACCUUUAAAAAGAGAAUCAAGGUCAUCAAGAUGCUGAUCUUGGUCGCUCUCCUCUUCAUGAUCUCCUGGCUGCCCUUGUGGACGCUGAUGCUGCUGGUGGAUUAUAAUAAUUUGGCUGACGAACACCUAGACUUGCUGACGGGUUAUUUCUUUCCUUUUGCCCACUGGCUGGCAUUCUCCAACAGCAGCAUCAACCCCGUCAUCUAUGGCUACUACAAUGAGAACUUCAGGAGGGGCUUCCAGGCUGUCUUCAAGUUCCAGCUUUGCUCCAAAGAGAUGACGCACCAGGAGACUUACUCUGAGCAAUCGCGGGGGCCCACUGGCUUCGGGAUGUGCAACAAAGUCUUUGCAGAGGCAACCUCUUCUAAUUCAACGUCCUCGCAGCACACUCAGAACAUGGCCCCUCUCUUCUCUAGAAGCGUCCAACUCAAGUGUCCUGGCCUUGGCUUAGAGGACAUUGAUAAGAUAAUGACCUAUCAUGGUGUUAACCAGGCUUGGGAGAAGACAGAAACAUAAAACUGCUAAAAUCAGGGUGUGUGUAUGUUUAAG